GCCAACAUGUGUGCAGGAGCAUAUAAAUAGCAGGACGACCCGCAGGACUCGCUCAUUCUGCUUGGAGAGCUUGGAGUAGAGGAGUGUGCCCAGCGCUCCAGCCGAGGCGCCUAAAAUUUGGCAACAACAAUCUUGAAUCGAGUCUGUUACUUUGCGCAGUCCGGAUUUACUACGCUGAUUUACUGCCCACUGUCAUGCUGAAGCCAGGAAGCUGAAGUUGAAAGGACCUCCAGGAUCUAGGAAAGAUGGAGACCACUACGGGCUACCAGGACAUUAGCGCCCUGGAAAAAUCGGUGGCCAAUGCCGGUUCGCAGCUCUAUACGAUGGCCCACAAGCUGCAUGCGGUGGAGCGCAGCCUCGAACAGACGACAAUGGAGCAGAUGGACGAGAUGGAGGUCCUCGAGCUGCUCGAGUCGAUGAGCGAGGUGACCAACGAGUAUCAGAAUCUGCGCAAGGACAUUCGCGAGGUGCAGCAGUUGCAGCGUGACGUCAGCAGCUCGAUACGCUACCAAAUGCGCAGCAUGCAGCAGACAUUUCACACGCUGAAGCAGCGGAUAGCCAGCUCCCAGAAGGGUCGCAAGAAGCCAGAGAAGCCGGAGCAGGUUGGGUCAUGAAUAAUGCAUGAGCCUUAUUGAUUGGCCUCUCGGAAAAACAGCGCCUAACAAGGAGCGGAAAAUGUGUCAAAAGGGGGGUAAAGUAGGUACUACACAGAGAAAAAAAAAAGACCAAAAAUAGUCAUCAAUCGGGUAUUUUUUUUAUAUCAAUUUCGGUCCGUUCUGUGUUCA
This is a messenger RNA of Drosophila takahashii, 785 nucleotides long. RefSeq lists its product as uncharacterized. Lineage: Eukaryota; Metazoa; Arthropoda; Insecta; Diptera; Drosophilidae. The record is from RefSeq and is a predicted model, not a curated record.